Molecule: messenger RNA, 1653 nt
Organism: Exophiala aquamarina CBS 119918
Lineage: Eukaryota; Fungi; Ascomycota; Eurotiomycetes; Chaetothyriales; Herpotrichiellaceae
Exons: 10
Coding region: 1-1653 (550 amino acids)
Biological process (GO): secondary metabolic process
Molecular function (GO): CoA-ligase activity
Source: RefSeq, a predicted model, not a curated record
AUGGCUUCUACAUCGGUCAUUCAGCACCAUUUCAGUCCUCUAGGCCCAGACGAAAGGAUCACCAUUCCCGAAUUGUUUGGUAAGUAUAACCCUGACUAUGUUCCCGCAAGCAAGGUUGUCCACAUCGACACUCUGGCCAAUAAGAGUAUCACAUAUGGCGGCCUCCGAGAUGAGGCUGCUAAAGGUGCUUGGGGCUUAAAACACAACUUGGGAAUGAAGGAGCAAGAUAGACUUCUCGUUCUCGUGCCGAACUCAACUGACUUCAUCGUCCUAUGCCAUUCCACGCUCUGGCUUGGCGCUAUUUUCUCCCCACUCAACAUUGCUUCACUUCCCAGUGACAUCGCACACUCGCUAUCUCUCAUUCGACCAACCCACCUGGCCAUCGAUCCAGCAAAGUUAAACCACGUGAAGAAAGCUUUUGAGAUUCUCGACUGGAGCGGUGCUUCCCUUCCUAUAGUAUUUACUGUGACUCACAAGAGUUUCGGCCUCAAGUUGUUCCCAGAGGACAUUUCUGGCCGGUCCCCCAAUGAAUCAUUGCGACCCUUUCAGCUUGGAAAUAGAAGCGCCAAAGAUGUGACUGCCAUGGUCAUGUUUUCAUCAGGAACUACUGGUAAAACCAAAGGUGUCCAACUUUCUCACUACAACAUCGUUUCCAGCUUGAUACAGGUGCGAGCCGCUAUCCCCACACUUUUGAACUACAGUACCCGAGGAGUCUUUUUCGCACCAUAUUGUCAUAUAUAUGGCAUGAGUACCGUAGUACUGAGUGGAAUGUAUGUCGGAAACUUUACGUGCGGUAUCCCGACGUUUGAUUUCAAUCUCUACUGCAGCAAAAUGGCCGAGUACGAGGCUACAAUGGCUCAUAUUGUGCCUCCUAUUGCUAUAGCACUUGCCAACUGGAGCUUGUCUGCCAAGUACGACUUAUCCUCGUUGAAAGUAAUCCUGAUCGGCGCAGCGCCGACGAAGAAAGCUCUUCAGAUCAAACUCAAGGCGAGAUUUGGGUAUGGCCUAACGGAAUGCUCCCCAAGUGUCACGGUUCAAAGUCCAUUAGAUAACGAGGAAAACAUUGGAACCAUUGGAAGACUAAUUCCGGGCACGGAUGCUCGGCUCGUCGAUCCCGUCACAUUCAAAGAUGUACCUUUCGGAGAGGAAGGGGAGCUCUGGUUGAAGGGCCCGCAGGUGAUGAUGGGAUACUACCGCAACCCGGAGGCUACGAAGGCCACAUUCUCGGGUGGAUGGCUACGUACAGGAGAUGUGAUGCGACUCGAUGAACAUCAGAACCUAUGGGUCACUGAUCGACUGAAAGAGAUGAUAAAAUACAAAGGAUUCCAAGUACCACCCUCAGAAUUGGAAGACCUUCUACUCAAGCACUCUUCCGUCAUGGAUGCCGCAGUCACCUCGAUAUAUUCCGAUGAACAGGCGACUGAAAUCCCGAUCGCCUAUGUGACAUUGGUAAAUGAUAUCCCCUCCUCACGGAAACCACAAACUUUACAAUAUAUCCGUGAAUGGUUUGAUGGGCAAGUGGUAGGCUACAAGAAGCUGCGUGGAGGCAUCUGGGAGCUAAACCCGAUACCCAAGACGGCUUCGGGGAAAAUUCUAAGACAGGAAUUGCCUUGCAAGAAAGUGGUGGCUGCGAGCAGAGCUACGAAACUAUAG